AUGGACGCGCUGAGGGGUCUGCUCCGCAUCAGCGGCCGCGCCUGGCCCCGCCGCGAUGCGAUUGGCACGGCGGUUGGCCUGGCGCGCCUGCACGCGGAGGUGCAGGCCCAGGGCGAGUGGGGCGCUGGCGUGGAGGAAUUCCGGCAGCAAGUGAGGGACUUCGCGCGGCGCAGCGUGGCUCCCCACGCGGAGGCCGUUGACAGGGCCAAUGCCUUCCCAAGAGACGUCGACCUGUGGAGGGCCAUGGGCGAGUUCGGGCUGCACGGCGUGACGGCCCCCGUCGGCUUGGGAGGCUUGGGGCUCGGCUACGAGCACCAGUGCGUCGCAAUGCAGGAGUUGAGCAGAGCCUCAGGAUCCGUGGCUCUGAGUUACGGCGCCCAUAGCAAUUUGUGUGUGGGACAGCUGGUGCGGUGGUGCAACGACGUUCAGGCCCGAAAGUAUCUCCCCAAAUUAAUAUCAGGCGACCACAUCGGAGCGUUGGCGAUGAGCGAGCCUGGAUCGGGGUCAGAUGUAGUCAGCAUGAGAACAAGGGCAGACAGGGAUGGAGACCACUUCGUCCUCAAUGGCUCAAAGAUGUGGUGCACAAAUGGCACAGUUGCGGACACACUGGUAGUGUACGCCAAGACAGACACAGGGGCCCACUCUCACGGCAUCACCGCCUUCAUAGUCGAGAAGGGAAUGCCGGGCUUCACAACGGCACAGAAGCUCGACAAAUUGGGCAUGAGAGGGAGCGACACCUGCGAGCUCGUCUUCGAAAACUGCAAAGUCCCGCUAGAGAACGUGUUAGGGGAAGUGAAUAAAGGAGUGUACGUCCUCAUGAGCGGACUUGACUACGAGCGGUUGGUGCUGGCCGCCGGCCCUGUUGGCCUCAUGUGGGCGUGCGUGGACAUUGUGGUGCCCUAUGCGCAGCAGAGGGAGCAAUUUGGAAAGAAGAUAGGGGAGUUUCAGCUGAUCCAGGCCAAGCUUGCGGACAUGUACUCGGUCACGCGGGCGUCCCAGGCGUAUGUGCGCCAGGUUGCCCGCGACACCGACGAGAAGGGGCCGGAUAGGAAAGACUGUGCGUCCGUCAUCCUGUACACAGCGGAGCACGCGACCAGAAUGGCGUUGGACGCCAUACAGGUCCUGGGCGGCAACGGUUACAUCAACGAUUACCCCACUGGCAGGAUUCUGCGUGACGCGAAACUUUACGAGAUCGGUGCGGGGACCAGCGAGAUAAGGAGACUCCUCAUCGGCCGCGAACUCUUCAAACACGGCAUCUGA
Molecule: messenger RNA, 1260 nt
Organism: Ostreobium quekettii
Lineage: Eukaryota; Viridiplantae; Chlorophyta; Ulvophyceae; Bryopsidales; Ostreobiaceae
Source: the annotation of a GenBank genome assembly